CGGAGUGCAGGUGCCGCCAUGUUUAGUUGGGGCGAGAUCUUUGUGAUCUUCGGGGCCUCAGCAAUGCUCUUUGGCAAGAAAGAUCUUCCUAUCAUGUGUCGCAGGCUGGGCAGUCUUGUCGGUAGAGGAGUGGUGUCCAUGAGACGGAUAAAGGAUGAAUACACCAAGAAAGGACCUCUGUCAGAGUUCAGCGAGCUACAUCAUGAGAUGAGAACCACUUUGUUUGAAAUCAACUCGGUCCAUUCAGAAAUAAGGUCGAACGUUCAGAUCAUCCCUCCAAUGUAUGGCUCAAUGCCAUUUUCUCCGGCAAAGCAGCAAAACACGGGCAACACGGUUGCUGCGUAUCAAAGCAUACAAAAUGCGUAUCGGCCUCCGUAUGCUCCUCCAGCACAAUCAAACGCCACAGCAGAGAAAACAAGCAUUCCUCAAACUCCCCCCGCCAACGCCCCUCAUGUACCAACUCAUGUCAACCAGACGACGAGCGAGGCAGCUCCCGCUGAAACCUCAGGAGAUUCUGUGAGCUCGUCGCAGAUCCUGUUUGGAGCCCCUUCCUCGCACGAGGCAGCCUCGUUUGAGUCCGUGACCAACAAGAUGCCGGGAGGAGCCGACCACAUCCUUGAGAUGAUCAGGAGAACAGAGCAACUGAGAUACGCCGAGUACAUUCAAAGCAUGUCCAAGCCUUCCAAGCCGCCCUCUCCCCAAUAGAU
Molecule: messenger RNA, 707 nt
Organism: Guillardia theta CCMP2712
Lineage: Eukaryota; Cryptophyceae; Pyrenomonadales; Geminigeraceae
Exons: 5
Source: RefSeq, a predicted model, not a curated record